AUGGCAUCUCCAGAGGCAAUCAGAGCCAUGAGGAGCAUCGCGCGAGCCAGUUCACGCUCUUUCGCCUUACAACGACAGACGCAAACGACAUGCAGUGAAUGCCUUGCCAGCAGGAGUGCGAUUCAGCGCACAAACAGCAGACGGAGACCUUGGCGAGCUCCGGUGGGACGUUCAGCAGUGUACAGAUCCAUACAGGUCCGAGCGCUAUCCUCUUCGGCGGUGUACAGGAAAGAGACGGGUCCGAUUGCAGAGUACGAUCACAGAGUACAGUCAGGCCGGCUGCGAGACGAUGAACACCAGAGGAAUCUAAUACAAGCUCUACAAGACCUGCACGAAACACUCUCAAGGUACAACCCGCCAGGUGUCGUACGGCCUACGAUCGAAUCUCUUCAACCGAAGAAAAAGUCAUUCUUUGGGCUGCUGGGUGGAGGAGGAGGCAAGUUACAAAUGAGGCCGCGCCCGGACCUACCCAAAGGCCUGUACAUGUACGGCGAUGUCGGGAGUGGAAAGACAAUGUUGAUGGACUUGUUUUACGACACGCUGCCGGACAACAUCACCCAUAAGACCAGGAUACACUUCCACAACUUCAUGCAGGAGGUACACAAGGAGCUGCACAAGAUGAAGAUGCAACACGGCAACGACAUCGACUGCAUUCCCUUUGUGGCGGCUACUUUUGCGGAGAAAGCGAGUGUUUUGUGCUUUGACGAGUUCCAAUGCACAGACGUGGCAGACGCCAUGAUCCUGCGAAGACUGAUUGAAUCCCUCAUGGCCCACGGCACAGUCAUCGUGACGACGAGCAACCGACAUCCCACAGAACUCUACAAAAACGGCAUCCAGCGCGAGUCCUUCGUUCCGUGCAUCAACCUUCUCCUCGACCAGCUGCGGGUCCUCAACCUCGACUCAACAACAGACUACCGCAAAAUUCCACGCCCGCCCUCUGGAGUAUACCACCACCCUCUCGACACCGCCGCCAACCGCCACGCGGAACACUGGUUCAAGUUUCUCGGCGAUUUCGACCAUGACCCGCCUCACGCAGCAACUCAGACAGUCUGGGGUCGCGAGAUUACCGUCCCUCGCGCAUCGGGGAAGGCCUGCUGGUUCACAUUCAACGAACUCAUCGGCAGUGCAACAGGAGCAGCCGACUAUCUCGAACUCGUCCGGCACUACGACCGCUUCAUAGUGACCGACGUUCCCGGAAUGAAUCUCCGCUCGCGAGAUCUCGCCCGGCGGUUCAUCACAUUCCUCGACGCAGUCUACGAAUCCCGCGCCAAGCUAGUGCUGACGAGUGCAGUGCCCUUGACCCAGCUCUUCAUGUCGCGGGAUGAAGUAGGCGAACUCAUUGACUCCGCGGCGGCCAACGCCCCAAAGCUUCCAUCCAUCACCUCCAACACCAAGGCUUCCAAAUCUGCACGAGCAGCCAAGGAGGUCAAGGAGGGCAGCGACGUGGACGACGCGAUGAGAAUGAUGAUGGAUGAUCUCGGUAUGAACAUGGAUACUAUGAAGAAGAGCAGUAUGUUCACUGGGGAUGAAGAGGCGUUUGCAUUUGCAAGAGCACUGAGUCGACUGACGGAGAUGGGUAGUCAGGAAUGGGUUGAGAGAGGGCUGGGUAUGGAGCAUCGCGGUGGGGAGAAGGAGAGGGCUGACUGGACGAAAGUCAAAGGACAGUGGCAUCAGGACAGUUAUUGA
Messenger RNA from Lecanosticta acicola, 1686 nucleotides. The record is from the annotation of a GenBank genome assembly. Lineage: Eukaryota; Fungi; Ascomycota; Dothideomycetes; Mycosphaerellales; Mycosphaerellaceae.